AUGACGCGCACAGUUCUCGUCAUCGCCGCGGCGUGUCUGCUGGCGCCACCAUCGCUGGCGGCUCCAUGGCUCAGGACUCGCGGCCACGGACGCAUCCUCAACGGCACGCCGGCCGACAUCGCAGACUUCCCCUGGAUGGCCUUCUUGCAGAUUCUGGACAGCACCGGAUGCGGCGCAUCGAUCAUCAGCAGCACGUGGGCGCUGACGGCGGCGCACUGCGUACUCUCUGCCCAGACACCCACCGCCCACACGAGCUUACGUGUCGGCUCGUCCAGCCGCGAAAGCGGCGGCGUUCGGCUCGACAUCGCCCAGUUGAUCAUGCACGAGGACUUCCAGUACCCCACUCAAUCACACCCUGAGAUCGACUAUGACAUCGGGGUCGUCCAGCCUUCUGAGCCGUUCCCACUAGGCUCGAACAUACAAGCGGUCAACCUCCCUGCCGACGGAUACGACCCUCCAGCAGGUCUGCCAGCCACCGUCUCUGGCUGGGGCCAAACCUUGAGUGAAUACAUCCCCGUCUACCUGCAGCGGGCGGACAUGCACGUCGUGGACCGCGACACCUGCCGUGAAAUGUUGGCCGACGUGGCGCCGGUGACGCUGGGCAUGGUGUGCGCGGGGGACCCCACCAUGGCCACCUGCACUGGGGAUUCGGGCAGUCCCCUGGUCUACGGGGACACCCAGAUCGGCAUCGAUUCCUGGAGCAGGCCGAACUGUUUGAGUGCCGCUACCGUCUACACCAGCGUGGGCUACUACAGAGCCUGGAUCAGGAACAACACAGGAGUUUAA
This is a messenger RNA of Schistocerca piceifrons (Central American locust), 786 nucleotides long. RefSeq names its product trypsin 3A1-like. Bases 1 to 786 code for a protein of 261 amino acids. The transcript has 2 exons. The record is from RefSeq and is a predicted model, not a curated record. Lineage: Eukaryota; Metazoa; Arthropoda; Insecta; Orthoptera; Acrididae. Gene Ontology annotation, biological process: proteolysis. Gene Ontology annotation, molecular function: serine-type endopeptidase activity.